Glycine soja is the source of this 1470-nucleotide messenger RNA. RefSeq names its product F-box protein At2g26850-like. The coding region runs from base 142 to 1110 and encodes 322 amino acids. The transcript is spliced from 7 exons. The record is from RefSeq and is a predicted model, not a curated record. Gene Ontology annotation, molecular function: protein binding. Lineage: Eukaryota; Viridiplantae; Streptophyta; Magnoliopsida; Fabales; Fabaceae.
GGUUUCCAAUUCCUUUUCAAGAACUUUUAUAUCUUAUCUUCUCCUUUCAUUCAUAUAUACCUCUAAUUAGGGUACUCAGGGAAGUACCCUAGCUUACCUACUUCUGUAUCUAAUAUUCACCCUUCUUUUUGAACAUACCAUAUGUCUCUCUUGAAUUUGCCAGAACCCAUAUUGGAUUGCAUUCUAAAGCUCCUUUCACCAAUGGAACUCGUUAGCAUGUCUGAAGUGUGUACUUGUUUGAGGGAUAGAUGUCGAAGUGAUCCUUUGUGGGAAGUCCACAUAAAGAAGAAAUGGGGUGGAGUCAUUGGUGAUGUUGCUUACAAGGAGUGGCAUUGGCAUAUCACAACAACUAAGGAGAAAGGAAUUAACCAACUGCAUCAACAGCACAAUAUUCAGAAUGGAUCAUUAGGGCCUUUCAGUGGUACUUGGCCUAUGUUAUAUCUCAGGUCUUAUUUAGAAGAUUGUAGCCAUCUUAAUACCUCAUUGGCAAAUAGUUUUAUGAUGGCUUUGUAUUUCUCUCUAGAGAAUGGCAAGUUCUGGUUUCCAGCUCAAAUCUACAGGGGACUACUGGUUCGAGAUGCCUUAGUAAGAUAUGAUUCCAAAACAGAUAAGUUUCAAGCAAGACAACAAAAUGGAGGUUGGCAAGUAAUGGGAAAUAACAUCCAAUGGGAUAUCCUGAGAGCUCCACCAGUAGAUACCCCUCCAUGGAAUCUACACGUGUCUGAUUGCUUACAAGACUUAAAACCAGAGGAUCAUAUUGAGAUCCAACGUAAGCGAAGAAGAGAAAGUACACCAUAUGAUUGGUGGUAUGCUGUUAUUGGUCACAUGGAAUCAUGUAAUGAAAAUCAGAACUUCUGCCGCUGUCGAUACUCUGAGACAUUAAUCGUGGAGUUUAAGCAAUAUUCUCAUGGAUCAAGCAUGAGACGAGUAAAGCUACCCAGAAAUGGAGAACAAUUUGAAGAACCAACACGAUGCUAUGGAGGAAUUAGAAAGCUUCACAGUGACGAGGAGAUACAAAGAUGGGAGAAGCUCUUGCCACCACAUCAAACUCCUGCGGCGCGUAUUCGUCGGAUCAGAGGAAUAGCACGAGGAGUCCGUUUCCUGGCAUAACUACAUUUGUUGUUUGUUGUUCAGUCACUGAUCGUUGAGUUCAAGCAAUACCCUCUUAGAUCUAGAAUGAGAUGAGAAAGGCUACUAAAAAAUGGGGAACAAUGUGAAGAACCAACAGGGUGCUAUGGAGGAAUUAGAAAGCUUCACAAUGAGGAGAUACAAAGGUGGGAGAAACUCUUGAUGUUGGAAAAUGGGAUAUGCGAACUUAGAUUAUUAUGAUAAAUACCAUACAUGAACUUGUACGUCAGGAAUAUAAAAAGAAAGACUAAAGCGUUUCCGUGUUCUUGGAUGACAUAUUAUUUGAAGAAGAAAAAAUUGAACUUUAUAAUCUUUCAAGUCUUUAUGCACAAAUCUCUCUUG